CAGCUGUUUAAACGUGUUGGCGAGCUCCGACGAGUCACUCGGGCUUCGUCAUGAAGGUCGUGCUGCUGCUGGCGCUGCUCACAGUCUGUGAAUGUGACGGCAGCAGGGUCAAAGGUCACACAGGUCAGGACGUCACUCUGCCCUGUAAAUAUGACAGGAAGUAUCACGGCGCUCUGUCAGCGUGCUGGCAGCGAGGAGAAAUACCAACCAGAGGCUGCUCCAAUCAGCUGAUCUCCACAGAUGGAGUCAGAGUGGAAACCAGAGCUCCCAGCAGGUAUGAGCUGCUGGGCCGACUGGAGGACGGAGAUGUCUCUCUGACCAUAAAGAGCCUCACAGAGGGAGACGCUGGACGAUACGGCUGCAGGGUGGAGAUACCCGGCUGGUUCAACGAUGACAAACAUCACUUUGACCUGAGCGUCGUCACAGCGCCACAGGCUCCCACACGGACGGCGCCAAACUCAGAGACGCCCACAGAGCCGACGGCAGCCUCUGAAGGUCACAUGACCUCCGCAGAAAGCCUCCUGACUUCGCCCACCACCAUGACGAGCAGCAGCGAGGGCGAGGGCGGCGGUCAGCUGGUGGUGGUGGUCGUCUGCGUCGUGCUGGGGCUGGUGUCUCUGCUCGUCCUCGUAGGACUCCUGGCGAGAAGACUGAAGCUCCUCCCCACAGUGUGAGUGCACGAUCUUUAUCUUUGUGUUUCUGAGUAACUAACGUGUCACCUCGACCAUUGCGGACGCUGCUGAGAAGUCGUGACUCAUCUUCUCUCAGCCUUCAUCGCGUGUUCAGACUGAAACUGAGGUGAGAGAACCACAGAGUUCAGACCAGGCUGAGGAAACUUCAACGGCGGCUCGCUCGACCUUUACGGCCAUCAGAGUGGAAUCAUUUAGAGCUGACGCCUGUGUCAGAGCUCAGCACCACACCCUCCACCCCUCCGCUACCAGAAACACCGUCCAUCAAAGCCCUGAACAGAGUCCGCCAUUAUGGCGUCCAAACUCAAGAACAAGCGCGACACUACCAAAGCUCCAAAGGUUGAUCCACAUCCUCAGUGUUUCCAUCACUGCUGGAGCCUCAGAGCACGGGGAGGAAGCUCCUUCAUCAUCAUCAU
This is a messenger RNA of Neolamprologus brichardi, 1105 nucleotides long. The record is from RefSeq and is a predicted model, not a curated record. Lineage: Eukaryota; Metazoa; Chordata; Actinopteri; Cichliformes; Cichlidae.